This is a messenger RNA of Eurytemora carolleeae, 1419 nucleotides long. It is a transcript of the gene Rpn7, whose product is annotated as 26S proteasome non-ATPase regulatory subunit 6-like. The record is from RefSeq and is a predicted model, not a curated record. Gene Ontology annotation, biological process: proteasome-mediated ubiquitin-dependent protein catabolic process. Lineage: Eukaryota; Metazoa; Arthropoda; Copepoda; Calanoida; Temoridae.
UUAAUUAUAUGCUAGAUUCCUUGUCCUUUUUUAUCUCGAGUCCUCCUGUUUCAGAUAAACUCCCAAGUCCCAAGAUGCCUAUUGAAAAUAUGGAAGAAGAAGGUCUGGCUAAGAUCCCUGAUCUUAGGAUUGCACAGAGGAAGUUUCAGCUCCAGUCUGUUGAAAGAUUUCAGAAUGAUGAAAGUAUCAAGGAGAAGAUAAUGUCAGAUAUUAAAGAGUUUAACAUGGCUCCAUUAUACCAACUCUAUGCUAAGGAGUUGAACUGGACUGUGGAUCAGAAGUUGAUGGAAAAGAUGAAGGAGGAGAACAAGAAUACAUUGAACAAGAUGGAGGAGACCAUCAAGGAUGCUGCAGGUAUAGAACAAGAAUACAUUAAACACAAUGGAGGAGACCAUCAAGGAUGCUGCAGGUAAAUAGAACAAGAAUACAUUGAACACANUUCUAGGAUUGGUCUGUUCUUUACUGAUCAUGAGAUCAUCAAGGCGAAUAUUGAGAAGGCUAAGGAGAUGCUAGAUGAAGGAGGGGAUUGGGACAGAAGGAACAGGCUCAAGGUUUAUGAGGGACUGUACGCAAUGUCUGUAAGAGACUUCAAGAAAUCAGCUUCACUGUUCCUAGACGCUAUCUCAACAUUCACAUCAUACGAACUCAUGGAUUACGUUACUUUCGUACAGUACACAGUAUACAUUAGUAUACUAGCUCUAGAUAGGAAAGAUCUUCAUAAAGAUGUGAUCAAGGGUAGUGAGAUACUGGAGGUUCUUCACCAAAUACCAGAGGUUAACAAAUACCUGUUCAGCUUGUACAACUGCCAGUAUGCUGAGUUUUUUCAGUGCCUGGGUAAGGUUGAGCAGGUGUUGAAGGAGGAUAGGUAUACUGCUCCUCAUUACGCAUUCUACGUUAGAGAGAUGAAGAUUAAAGCGUACGCACAGUUGUUGGAAUCCUACAGAAGCUUGACCCUCAAGUAUAUGGCUGAUGCCUUCGGUGUAACUGAAGACUAUAUGGAUACUGAACUCUGCAGGUUUAUUGCAAGCGGUCGGCUUCACGCAAAGAUUGACAAGGUUGGAGGUAUAGUGAUCACUAAUCGUCCAGACAGUAAGAAUGCUCAGUAUCAAACCUGUAUCAAACAAGGAGAUAUUCUUCUCAACAGAGUUCAGAAACUUUCCAGAGUCAUCAACAUCUAAACAUCAACCACCGCCGAGCUAAAUUAAAAUAAGAUUUAGAAAAUUAAGUUAAAAAAUUAAAAAUAUGUUAUGAAUGUUCAUUUUUCACGUUUAAAUUUGAUGUUCUGGCUUUUAAACUUCAGUAACAUAUUUGACAACAAAAAAUAUAACGCCCCUCCCCCAGGAUUCCUUCUAGAUUUUUUGCCUUUUGUUCGUAAAUAAAGAAACUAUUGAAAUAAAUCUUGAUAAAUGCAUUUUCAGA